This is a messenger RNA of Diabrotica virgifera virgifera (western corn rootworm), 1059 nucleotides long. RefSeq names its product general transcription factor II-I repeat domain-containing protein 2-like. Bases 1 to 1059 code for a protein of 352 amino acids. The record is from RefSeq and is a predicted model, not a curated record. Lineage: Eukaryota; Metazoa; Arthropoda; Insecta; Coleoptera; Chrysomelidae. The transcript has 2 exons.
AUGUCAGCAAACACUGUGGCUCGAAGGGUACAAAACAUCGCUGAAAAUAUAUCCUCUCAACUGUUCGACAAAAAUGGACAUGUUGAGUGGUUUUCUUUGGCCUUGGAUGAGUCAACGGAUGUGUCAGAUACUGCUCAGGUGUUGAUUUAUAUUAGAGGAUUAGAUAAAAGCUAUGAAGUGCACGAAGAACUUCUUUAUAUGUAUAGUAUUCAUGGCACAACUACUGGUAUCGAUAUUUUUAAAGGAGUUGAAAUGGCCAUUAAUAAAAAGAACCUUCGAUGGAAAAACUUGAAAUGUAUUACAACUGAUGGAGGCAAAAACAUGAGUGGGAAAGAUAAAGGAGUGGUCGCUCUUGUGUCAAAGGCUGUAGAAAAUGACGGCGGCUCAAAACCAUUAGUCUUACAUUGUAUCAUUCAUCAACAGUCUUUGUGCGGAAAAUGUUUGGAUACGUCUGACGUUCUGAAACCAGUCAUAUCAAUUGUUAAUUUCAUCAGACCUUUUGGGCUGAAUCACCGACAAUUCCGACAAUUUAUUGCAGAGAUUGGAGAAACAGACUUACCUUAUCAUACUGCCGUACGCUGGCUUAGUUGUGGGAAAGUCCUUCAGCGCUUUUUUGAACUUCGAGCAGUGAUCGAAAUUUUUUUGAAUGAAAAGCACCGCCCUCUUACUGAAUUACAAAACAACGCAUGGCUAUGGAAGUUAGCAUUCUAUGUUGAUUUGACAAAACAUGUGAACGAACUGAAUUUGAGAUUGCAAGGAGAAAACCAGCAUCUUCCUGAUUUAUACACUAAUAUCAAGUCAUUCCGGAUGAAAUUGAUACUGUUUCAAUCACAACUACGAAUUUCACUAAGUCUCUCGGUAGCCGCCGAAGAGACAAGACGUGCAGAGUGCGGACGAGCAGCAGUAGCAGCGCAACAAGUCGAGGAGAGGGAAGUGCUUUGGUGUAACGUACUUCUUAGUACGGCUGUGAAUGUAAGCACAGCAACACUAGAGCGCUCGCUCUCGCUAGACGCGAAGACGUGGAAGCAGAGGCAAAAGCCAACCUCUUGGAUGUGGUGA